AACACUUCAAGUCUAAGGCCCGCCAUAUUUCUUUCCUGUGUGCGUUGUGGAACUCACCGUUUCAAGAUGAGUUCUCUAAAGCUACAGAAGAGGCUAGCAGCCUCUGUUAUGCGAUGUGGUAAAAAGAAAGUGUGGUUGGAUCCAAAUGAAAUCAAUGAGAUUGCAAACACCAAUUCCCGACAGAACAUCCGUAAGAUGAUCAAGGAUGGUCUCGUCAUCAAGAAACCCGUAGCAGUGCACUCGCGCGCCCGCGUUCGCAAGAACACUGAAGCUCGUAGAAAGGGUCGUCACUGUGGAUUUGGUAAAAGAAGAGGUACUGCUAAUGCGCGUAUGCCUCAAAAAGAACUAUGGGUACAAAGACAGAGGGUACUCCGUAAGCUGCUUCUUAAGUACAGAACAGCUAAGAAGAUUGACAGGCAUCUGUACCACGCUCUGUACAUGAAGGCGAAGGGUAAUGUGUUCAAGAACAAGCGUGUCCUUAUGGAGUACAUCCACAGGAAGAAGGCUGAGAAGGCCAGGACUAAGAUGUUGAGUGACCAGGCUGAGGCCCGUCGUAACAAGGUGAAGGAGGCUCGCAAGCGCCGUGAGGAGCGCAUCGCCGCCAAGAAGGAGGAGCUCCUGCAGUCCUUUGCUCGUGAGGAUGAAGCCGCCGUCACCGCGAAGAAGUAACUCUAAGUAACCCUAUUGUAAAAAAAAAAUGAUUCAAUAAAUGUUUUGAAUCCA
Molecule: messenger RNA, 723 nt
Organism: Papilio machaon (common yellow swallowtail)
Lineage: Eukaryota; Metazoa; Arthropoda; Insecta; Lepidoptera; Papilionidae
Gene: RpL19
Product: 60S ribosomal protein L19
Exons: 5
Coding region: 67-669 (200 amino acids)
Biological process (GO): translation
Cellular component (GO): cytosolic large ribosomal subunit; ribosome
Molecular function (GO): RNA binding; structural constituent of ribosome
Source: RefSeq, a predicted model, not a curated record